Tigriopus californicus is the source of this 2092-nucleotide messenger RNA. RefSeq lists its product as uncharacterized. The coding region runs from base 34 to 1215 and encodes 393 amino acids. The transcript has 8 exons. Lineage: Eukaryota; Metazoa; Arthropoda; Copepoda; Harpacticoida; Harpacticidae. The record is from RefSeq and is a predicted model, not a curated record.
ACAUUCUCACGAAAUGAUUAGUUUGAUUGAACCAUGCAAGGAACAGGAAAAUUUUGCGUUUUCAUAGCUGCUUUUAUUUUCAUCUGUCCAAUCUGUCAUUGCCUACUCGAUACUGUGACGGGACUACUCGGUGGGUCCAAUAACAAUGGAAACACUGAUAAUGAGAAUGUGGAGAAGAAUACUGGGGGAUCUACCGCAAGCACUGCUUGCUCCCCACCCGAAGGAUACACUGACAAUAUCGAUGGCUUCUCUUAUAGAGAUUAUGGCGAAACCCUUAACUAUUGGAAAGCCAUGAGUACAUGCCACAAAAACAGGGCCAGAUUACCCUUAUUUAAGGGAGAGGCAAUGUAUAACACCAUCAAAGGGAUUCUCCGCAACCUCUCCUAUACGGUUGGACUUCUUGCCAAUGUGAACGAAACGAGGGCUCAGGCCAUCCCUGCCAAUGAAGCUUUGCGGUUUUUGAAAUGGAAUGAUGGGACGACCCCCCUAGAUCUCCAAUUUAUGACGGAGACAAUCAUUUUUGAUGAGGGAGAAAUGUGCAUGACCAUAUUCAAAGACAAGCACCUCUCUGAUACUCCUUGUCGAAAUCGCACCCACACAUUUUGUCAAUUUCCAUGCGCCGAUGAAGUUCAUGUGCCCGAGACAUGUUCCAAUGGAGUUGAAGUGCCGGCCGGAUUUACUCCUGUCUUGAACAAUUUCUACAAACGGGUUGACCCCAUGAAUUACACCAGUUUGGAUUCUACUUGUCGGAGCCAGGGUGCCCGCGUUGCGACCAUCAGAAACCAGUUCGAGGCCAUUAGCUUGGCCGUUUUCAGUGCUGAGGCCAAUGUAGAAUCCUUUUUCAUCGGCCUCACCAAUCCAUCAGCCAUUACUUGUAAUAAUGUGAAAGACAAGAAGUGUCCCCGUUUUCUUCGUUGGAGUCAUUGGGAUGCUCCUUUCAUCUCAGAGGUUAACUUCCCCAUCCAAAGCCUAAAAACCAAUGAAAAAGCAUACCUUGUCAUGACUGAUAUGUUUCAAAUUUCUGGAGUAGAUGAUAACGAAAUCAGUCCCGGGAUAUGUCAUUUCAAUUGUGUUGCUAUUACCACGUGUGAACUUCGUUUACUGCCGAAUACCACACCCAUGCCUUGGAUGAGCCCUUCGAAAAACAUUCUUCAACAUGAUUCAGUCACGCUUACCUGCGUUUGGUUUCGGUUGGCAAACCAAAACUCCAUGUAAAAAAGUGGUUCAUCACUAAUCAACGGUAAAGCUCUUUUUCUUUUAUGAGGACCGGUUUUCAGAGGCAUAAUAUUCUCUCUCAUGCACGCAAAGGAAACUAAACGACAUGGAUAGAAACUUUAUUUCAGGGCUUUGUAUUCACGAGUGGCUGGAAAGCAAAUUUCCUGGUCACUCAAUACGAUAAAGAACAGUACCACACCUCAGAUUUGGGUUUGUGCGGUUUUAAGGCACAAUCAUACCUUGAAAACCAGUUUUCGUAAAAGAAACUGGGUAUUCAAUAGCCAAUGGCCUGUUUAUGCUGUUACCUCGGAGUUUGAAGCUGGGACGUUAACUGUUAUGAAAAUACACUGGCAAAAGUGCUAAGCAGAUGCUCACUCCGGGUAUCAUCCAAGCCUUAACUCAAACGCACCACCUUUUAAAAAACUUGCCUUUGGUAUCUCAUUACAUGUAGUUCAUUCAAGUUCAGAUUUCAAAAAGUUGAUAUGAUCAACACCUAAAACGCGUUCAAGGCGUCUUGACCAUAAGGACUUUCUUCAAACCUCACUUUUAUAAACUUCACGCAAAGAAUGCCCCCGCUAUUGAAUAAAUAGCUAUUACAAUAAUGAUGUCCCUUGCGGUUCAAGCUUUUCUUUGCUUUCCCUUUCUGUGGAUUUUCUGACCGCCUCUUGGAAUGAAAUCCCCAGCAGACAAGAGGUCAAUUGCCAACACCUGAGGCCAUGGCAACUUGGGAGAAGAUUCUUGCCUUGUUCACAUUACCUCUUGGUCCGCUCGGCGCUUUUGAUUGAAAUAUGUGCCUAGUCAUGGAGGUUGAAAAUGGCUUCUCUACGCGUAGCAAUACAAAUUUUUUACUACAAAAAUGAAAUAAAAACAUUGAAAA